Molecule: messenger RNA, 6397 nt
Organism: Oncorhynchus tshawytscha (Chinook salmon)
Lineage: Eukaryota; Metazoa; Chordata; Actinopteri; Salmoniformes; Salmonidae
Product: dynein axonemal heavy chain 6-like
Biological process (GO): microtubule-based movement
Cellular component (GO): dynein complex
Molecular function (GO): minus-end-directed microtubule motor activity; ATP hydrolysis activity; ATP binding
Source: RefSeq, a predicted model, not a curated record
GAUCGUUGCUACCUGUGUCUGAUGGGGGCUCUUCAGUUAGAUCUUGGUGGGGCUCCAGCAGGCCCAGCUGGAACAGGGAAGACGGAGACCACUAAGGACCUGGCCAAGGCUCUGUCCAUCCAGUGUGUCGUCUUCAACUGUUCUGAUGGACUGGACUACAAGAUGAUGGGGAAGUUCUUCAGUGGUCUGGCCCAAUCAGGGGCCUGGUGUUGUUUUGAUGAGUUUAACCGCAUCGACAUUGAGGUGCUGUCUGUCAUCGCCCAGCAACUCAUUACUAUCCGCAAUGCCAAGAUGGCCAAGCUGUCCAGGUUCAUGUUUGAGGGCAGAGAGAUCAAGCUGGUGAUGACAUGUGCUGCCUUCAUCACUAUGAACCCAGGCUACGCUGGACGCACUGAGCUCCCUGACAACCUCAAAGCCCUGUUCAGACCCAUAGCCAUGAUGGUGCCCAACUAUGCCCUGAUCGCUGAGGUGAUCCUCUACUCUGAGGGUUUUGAGUCCAGUAAGACUCUGGCCCGAAAGAUGACCCAGAUGUACAAGCUGUGUUCUGAGCAGCUCUCCCAACAGGACCACUAUGACUUCGGCAUGAGGGCCGUCAAGUCUGUCCUCGUCAUGGCAGGCUCUCUGAAGAGAGAGAACCCCCACCUGAGUGAAGACGUGGUUCUGAUCAGGGCUCUGAGAGACUCCAAUCUGCCCAAGUUCCUCACAGACGAUGCUGCGCUCUUUGGUGGCAUCAUGUCUGACCUGUUCCCUGGCGUGUCCAUCCCUGAACAUGACUACGGUGUUCUCCAAACCACCAUCCUGGAGUCUCUAGUGAAACGCAACCUGCAGCCCCUACCCAGCAUGACGCACAAGGUGAUCCAGCUGUAUGAGACCAUGAUAGUACGUCAUGGUGUGAUGUUGGUGGGGCCUACAGGUGGAGGGAAGACCACGGUCUACUCCAUCCUGUCUGAUACCUUAGAUACCCUGUGGCAGGCUGGCCACGGGAAACACAACCCCUUUUACCUCCCGGUCAAGACAUACGUCCUCAACCCCAAGUCUGUCACCAUGGGAGAGCUCUACGGAGAGGUGAACAUAUUGACCCUGGAGUGGCGUGACGGCCUGAUGGCGCUCAGCGUGCGAGCGGCCUGCAAUGACACCAGCGAUGACCACAAGUGGAUCGUGUCGGACGGUCCGGUGGACGCGCUGUGGAUUGAGAAUAUGAACACGGUCCUGGACGACAACAAGAUGCUGUGUCUGGCCAACAGCGAACGCAUCAAACUGACCCCGUCUAUACACAUGGUGUUUGAGGUCCAGGACUUAUCGGUGGCGUCCCCAGCCACAGUGAGUCGCUGUGGGAUGGUCUACAUCGACUCUAACGAACUCAAAUGGAUGCCCUAUGUCCAGACCUGGAUCACUGGCCUGGCUAAAAAGCUCCCUGAAGCGGUGUGUGUGUACCUGUUGGCGUUGUUUGAGCAGUACGUGGAAAAGGGUCUUCAGUUUGUGUGGAAGCGUUGUGUCCAGGCCAUGGGCCAGGUGGACAUCAGUAAGGUCACUACCCUCUGCUGCCUGUUGGAGGCGCUGCUGCUGGGAGACGGAAGACCAGACCUCAAGAUGGAAGCUAAGCACCUGAACAGUGUGUUGUGUCAGACGUUUGUGUUCUGCUACCUGUGGUCUGUGGGGGGUAACCUGACUGACAGCCACUGGGAUGCCUUCGACAGCUUCGUCAGACAACAGUUUGAAGACAAUAAUGAUGCCAAGGUUAGUAGGCUCGGGGACCUGUGGAGUGUGUUCAUGGACUUCAACCACAAGCGUCUGGAGCCGUGGGAGAGGAUCAUCCCCUCCUUUAGGUACAACAAGGAACUGCCCUUCUUUGAGAUGCUGGUUCCCACCACCGACACGGUGCGUUAUGGCUACCUGAUGGAGAAGCUGCUGUCUGUAGGACACUCUGUUCUCUUCACCGGCAUCACCGGAGUAGGAAAGUCUGUGGUGGCCCGUGGUCUUCUGAACAGUGUCCAGGAGAAGGGAGGCUAUGUUCCCGUCUAUAUCAACUUCUCAGCCCAGACCACCUCGGCCAGAACACAGGAGAUGAUCGAGUCCAAACUGGAGAAGAAGAGGAAGAACAUUCUGGGUGCUCCUGGUAACAGAAAGAUAGUGAUCUUUGUGGAUGAUCUGAACAUGCCUAAAUUGGACACCUACGGCUCCCAGCCUCCAAUAGAACUGCUCAGACAGUUCCAGGACUUCCACGGCUUCUACGACCGUGAGAAGUUCUUCUGGAAGGAGAUCCAGGACAUGACGAUCGCGGCGGCCUGCGCUCCGCCUGGAGGGGGCCGUAACCCGGUGACCCCUCGUUUCAUCCGCCACUUCAGCAUGCUGUGUCUGCCCACUCCCUCCGAACACAGCCUCAAACAGAUCUUCAAUGCCAUCCUCAGUGGUUUCCUCAGUGAGUUCCCCCAGGCGGUGAGGUCUUCAGCAGGCAGCAUCGUAGACGCAGCAGUAGAGAUCUACCACCGCAUGUCUGUGGACCUCCUGCCUACACCAGCCAAGUCCCACUACGUCUUCAACCUCAGGGACCUCUCCAAGUGUGUCCAGGGUAUGUUGCAGUGUGAGCCAGGCACGGUGAGGGAUCAGACUGGGAUAUUCCGUCUGUUCUGUCACGAGUGUCAGAGAGUGUUCCACGACCGACUCAUCAACAACGAAGACAAAACCUACUUCAACACCAUCGUCUCUGAGAUGGCCAGCAAAUAUUUUGGCUUCAAUUUAGAACCCAAUUACUUUGUGACCAAACCCAUCAUAUUUGGAGAUUUCAUCAAGGUGGGUGCAGAGAAGGCAGAUCGUCUGUAUGAGGACCUAACAGAGCCAGAUAAGAUCAGGGCUGUGCUCCAGGACUACCUGGAUGACUACAACAUGACCUUCUCCAAGGAGACCAAGCUGGUGUUCUUCCAGGACGCUGUAGAACACGUCUCCAGGAUAGCGCGUAUGAUCCGCCAGGAGCGCGGUAACGCCCUAUUGGUGGGCGUGGGGGGCACGGGGAAACAGUCACUGACGCGGCUGGCGGCCCACAUGUGCGGCAUGCGCUGCUUCCAGAUAGAACUGAGCCGAGGAUACAACUACGACAGCUUCCAUGAAGACCUGAGACGACUGUUCAAGAUGGCUGGGGUGGAGGGCAAGGACAUGGUGUUCCUCUUCACUGACACACAGAUCGUGGUGGAGGAGUUCCUAGAGGACAUUAACAACAUGUUGAACAGUGGAGAGGUGCCCAACCUGUUUGAGAAGGAUGAUCUGGAGCAGGUCCUGGCUGCCACACGGCCCAGAGCCAAGGAGGCCGGCAUUAAUGAGGGAAACCGAGACGAGGUGUUCCAGUUCUUCAUCUCUCGGGUCAGAGAGAAGCUGCACAUUGUGUUGUGUAUGAGUCCUGUAGGAGAUGCCUUCAGGUCCCGCUGUCGUAUGUUCCCCUCUCUGGUCAACUGCUGCACCAUCGACUGGUUUGUACAGUGGCCCCGUGAGGCCCUCCUCUCCGUGUCCCAGACCUUCUUCCAAAACGUGGAGUUUGGCAGUGAGGAGAUGAAGGAUCGUUUCAGUGAGAUGUGUGUGGAGAUCCACGUCAGUGUGACAGACAUGGCCGAGAGGUUCUACUCUGAGCUGAGACGACGUUACACUACUCCCACCUCUUACCUGGAACUGAUUAACCUCUACCUGGCCAUGUUGGGAGAGAAGAGACAGCAACUAGUGGCUGCUCGUGACAGGGUAAAGAAUGGUCUGACUAAGCUGUUGGAGACCAACGUGUUGGUGGAUAAGAUGAAGGUAGACCUGUCAGCUCUGGAGCCUGUCCUCAAACAAAAGUCUAUAGACGUCAACGCCCUCAUGGGGAAACUAGCCGUGGACCAGGAGAGUGCAGACAAGGUGCGUAAAGUGGUGAAGGAGGAUGAGGCCCUGGCCAAGGUGAAGGCUGAGGACACCCAGGCCAUAGCAGCAGACGCUCAGAGGGAUCUAGACGAGGCUCUGCCUGCUCUGGAAGGUGCCAACAAGGCCCUAGACUCACUGGACAAGGCAGACAUCUCAGAGAUCAGGGUCUUCACCAAACCACCUGACAUGGUCAUGACUGUCAUGGAGGCCGUCUGCAUCCUGCUGGGCAGCAAACCAGACUGGUCCAGUGCCAAGCAGGUGCUGGGUGACUCCUACUUCCUCAGGAAGCUGAUGGAAUAUGACAAGGAAAACAUUAAGCCCCAGAUUCUCCAGAAGCUUCAGAAGUAUGUGAACAACCCAGACUUUGUCCCUGAGAAGGUGGAAAAGGUGUCCAAGGCCUGCAAGUCCAUGUGUAUGUGGGUCCGGGCCAUGGACCUCUACUCCAGAGUCCUCAAGGAGGUCGGACCCAAGAAAGAAAGACUGGCCGCCGCACAGACAGAGCUGAACGCUACCAUGGCAACCCUGAAGGAGAAGCAGGCCCAGCUACAGGAAGUACAGAACAAGAUUAAGAUCCUCCAGGACCAGUUUGACCAGAGCAUCGCAGAGAAGGAGGGUCUGGCUAAGACCAUGGCUCUGACCGAGGCGAGGCUGGGCCGUGCAGGGAAACUGACAGCAGCUCUGGGGGAUGAGCAGGUUCGCUGGCAGGAGAGCAUCGAACUGUUUGAACAGGAGAUCCAUAACGUGGUGGGAAACGUCUUCAUCGCUGCAGCCUGCGUGGCGUACUACGGAGCCUUCACAAUGCACUAUAGACAACUGCUGAUAGACCAGUGGAUUGUGCGAUGCCAGGAGUUGGGCAUCCCCAUCAGUGCCAGCUUCAGCCUCAUCAACAUCCUGGGUGACCCCUAUGAGAUCCGCCUGUGGAACGCCGAGGGGUUGCCCCGGGACACCGUUUCCACUGAGAAUGGAAUCCUGGUUACCCGUGGACGCCGCUGGCCACUCAUGAUCGACCCUCAGGAUCAGGCCAACCGUUGGAUCCGUUCCAAGGAGACCAAGAACGGUCUGAAGGUGAUCAAGCUGACCGACUCUGGUUUCCUGCGAACCCUGGAGAACGCCAUCCGCAUGGGCAUGCCCGUACUGCUGGAGGAGCUGAAGGAGACUGUGGACCCGGCUCUGGAGCCCAUCCUGCUGAAGCAGACGUUUGUGGCGGGCGGCCGCACCCUCAUCCGCCUUGGAGACUCCGACAUUGACUACAACAAGAAAUUCAGGUUCUACAUGACCACCAAGAUGGCCAACCCACACUACCUGCCUGAGGUGUGUAUCAAAGUGACCAUCAUCAACUUCACCGUUACCAAGUCUGGUCUGGAGGACCAGCUUCUCAGUGACGUGGUUCGUCUGGAGCGUCCUGACCUGGAGGAACAGAGGAACCAGCUGAUUGUGAGGAUCAACGCCGACCGCAACCAGCUGAAGGCCAUCGAGGACCGCAUCCUCAAACUGCUCUUCAACUCCAAGGGAAACAUCCUGGACAAUGAGGAGCUGGUGCAGACACUGCAGGAGUCAAAGGUGACGUCAGAGGCCAUUAAGCAUCGUUUGGAGGAGGCCGAGGCGACAGAGCUGAUGAUCAACGCGGCCAGGGAGCGCUACCGGCCCGUGGCCACACGAGGCUCCGUCAUGUACUUUGUCAUCGCCAGCCUCUCUGAGAUAGACCCCAUGUACCAGUUCUCCCUCAAGUACUUCAAGCAGCUCUUUAACUCCACCAUAGAGAUAUCAGAGAAGAGCAGUGUUCUGGAAGAGCGCCUGCAGAUCCUCCUGGACCAGACCCUGCUCACCAGCUACACCAACAUAUCCCGCGGCCUGUUUGAGCAGCACAAGACCAUCUACAGCUUCAUGCUUUGUGUGGACAUCAUGCGCCAGCAUGGGGAGGUCACUGACGCAGAGUGGCAGCACUUCCUGCGAGGAGCGCCCCCUAGACAAGGUAGUUAGGAUCAUCCAGAGAGGCCUGAGGUGCCAUGGCUGUCAGAGUUUACCUGGCAGACAUGCUGUGAGCUGGAGGACACGCUGCCCUGCUUCAACGGCAUCAAGAGAGAGAUCACCGCCACACCCAUCUCUAUAAAACUAGGUCGUCUGGAAGUGUGUUUCAACCCAGAGAACUGGCAGGGCUACGUGUCUGACUCCCAGCUGCCUUACUCAGAGGAGAUGUCUGAAGAAGAGAAGGAAAAGGCAAACGGGGUCAGGGGUCACUGGGAUCAGAGACUGGGGGCCUUCCAGAAACUGGUGCUCAUCAAGAGCUUCAUGGAGGAGAAGGUGGUGUUUGCGGUGACAGAGUUUGUGAUCGUGAGCCUGGGGAAACAGUUUGUAGAGAACCCUCCUGUUGACCUGGCCACUCUCUACAGUGACAUGUCUCCCUCCACCCCCCUGGUCUUCAUCCUCAGUACUGGAUCAGACCCCAUGGGAGCCUUCCAACGCUUCGCCAAGGAGAGGGGAUACCUGGACAGGGUGAGGUCUAUCUCUCUAGGUC